This is a messenger RNA of Clupea harengus (Atlantic herring), 588 nucleotides long. RefSeq names its product GTPase IMAP family member 4-like. Gene Ontology annotation, molecular function: GTP binding. NCBI's taxonomy places the organism in Eukaryota, Metazoa, Chordata, Actinopteri, Clupeiformes, Clupeidae. The transcript is spliced from 2 exons. The record is from RefSeq and is a predicted model, not a curated record. The annotation marks the transcript as partial.
AUGGCAGCUAAGAUCAAGCCCCCUUCGGGUGAUUCUCUUCAUCUGUCAGAGUUGAGGAUUGUGCUGCUGGGAUACAAAGGAGCUGGGAAGAGUUCAUCAGGAAACACCAUCCUGGGCAGAGAGGAGUUUGAUACUUCAGGGAGAACAGCUCAGUGUGUGAAGAGACAGGGACAAGUAGCAGGGAGGCAGGUCACUGUGGUAGAGGCUCCAGGAUGGUGGAGGAAUUAUCAGUUAGAGGUUACUCCUGAACUGACAAAAGAGGAGAUUGAGCUCAGUGUGUCUCUGUGUCCUCCUGGACCCCACGCUUUUCUGCUGGUCAUACCUGUGGACAACUCAUUUGUUGAAACAUGCAAAAGAUCUCUAGAGGAACACCUGGAGCUUCUCAGUGAGAGAGUGUGGAGUCACACUAUAGUGCUGUUCACCUGUGGAGACUGGCUGGGAGACACACCCAUUGAGCAGCACAUUGAGAGUGAAGGAGAGAGUCUGCAGUGGCUGGUAGAGAAAUGUGGGAACAGAUAUCAUGUCCUCAACAAUCAGAAGAGAGAAGAUCGCAUGCAGGUUACACAGCUGAUGGAGAAGAUAGAAGAG